GCCGCCCCUGCCCCGGGCCGGGCUGCGCGCGCGCCUGCCCCUGCGCGGCGGGUCCAGCGGGGACGGGCCCGGCCUGGGGACCCGGCGCUUCGGAGCCUUCUGGGCCUGGGCUGGAGCCUGCGCCGCCUGCAGGGCCUGUUGGGCGGGCAGCAGCGAGGAGGAGCCGGAAGAGUUCCAGGGCUUCCCUCCCGAUGAGCCUGUCUCCCAGAGUUCCUUGCGCGCCGCCCUGCGCUCCCAGAGAGGUGUGUCGCCACAAGCCAGCGGCAGGAAGAAGAGGGACGUGUCCUUGCUUGCGGCCCCCUCCCAGGCGCCGGCCACGCCGAGGAAGGGCGAGGCCCAGCGGGAGCGCAUGGUCAGGGCCCUGGCCGAGCUGCUCCAGAGAUCUAGGCCCCCGCCGGCCAAGCCCCCUCCAGGCGCCAGCCCCACCCAAGCCACCAGGACGCCUCCCAAGCAGGACCCAGGGCCCUCUGAGGCCAUGCCCCCUUCCCCAGCCCCCGGCAGCCCCCCGAGGGGGAAGAGCCAUGACCCCAUGGUGCCCCACCGGCCGCGAGGCCGCCCUCGCGGCUCCUUCAAGAAGAAGCCGGGAGCCCCUCAGCGGGGUGCCAAGGCUCCCGGCGCUGCCCCAGCGCCCCCCAGGAAGAGCCAGCAGCCUGCCUCUGGUGCCAGCCUGAGCUCCCGGAGGAAGGGCCCUGGGCGUGGGCGGAAGAAAUUGCCCCUGCUGCUCAAGUUUGUCUCCAAAGCAAAACGGCUGAAGUCGGGGCGGGUGGUGUUGGCCCGUGCCAGACUAAAGCCCCCCGUGGGCAGGAAGCAGGGCAGCAAGAGGAGGAAGAGCAGCCCACCAAGGAGGGGGGAUGUUUUGCCGGGGGACUCCCCCACUCCCCCUGCCCCUGCUCCAGAGCAGCUGCCCCGUGAGGCACCAGCUGAGCCAGCCUCUCCGACCCAAGCCCGGUGGAAGCGCCGGAGACGGGCGCGGCGGCUGGCCUGGCGUGAGGGCGCCGUGGAGGAGAGGCCGGGGUCGCCCCCGUGUCCGGCCCAGGCAGAGGAGGAGUCAGCUGCCCCGGCAUCCAUCGCCCAGUCCACGCGGGCACAGUGUCUGAAGCGGGGGCGGGGCCGGCCGCCCCUCACCCCCAGUCAGCGGGCUGAGCGGGUGGCGGCUGCCCAGCGGGAGGGGGCUGGCACGGUGGGCGAGGAGCCCCCCGGGCACAAAGCCACCUUCCUGAAGAACAUCCGCCAGUUCAUCAUGCCUGUGGUGAGCGCCCGCUCCUGCCGCCUCAUCCGUCCUCCCCGGCGCUUCAUGGACGAGCCCCCCCGACGAGCGCCCCGGGCCAAGGCCCCUGAAAUGGAGGUGCUGCCCCGUGGGGAGCCCCCGGCCCCACAGCAAGCCCCUGGCCAGGAGGUGGCACCUGGCCAGCCCCCCCGCUCUCCUGACGAGUACCCCUCCCCCCUCUCAUCACCCCCUCCUUCCCCUGGCCUCUCACCCCCAGCCUCCCCUCUCCCCAGCCUCCUCGGCAAGCGGCGCUCUAUCCUGCGGGAGCCCACCUUCCGCUGGACCUCCCUCAGCACCUCGCCGCCUCUGCCCCCCGAGGCGGGCAAGUCCCUCUUCCAGCUGCCCCCUGAGGAGCCCCACCUCUUCCCGGCUGGCCCCCUCCUGGCCCCCUCCCCGCUGGCCAGGCGGCCCCCGCUGCUCCGGGCCCCUCAGUUCACCCCCAGCGAGGCCCACCUGAAGAUUUAUGAGUCUCUGACAGUGUCGGCUGAGGAGCCAGAGCCCGUGUGCCUCAGCGAGGCCGGGAAGGACCCCCCACUGUCCCCUGUGCCCCGGCCAGAGCCCCCCUCCCCCCACUACGAGCCCGUGAUGACCCGCAGUGGCAAGCGGCUGCUGGGCCGAACCAACCACCUGACCCUGCCCCUCUUUGGGGAGCCCCCCCAGCACCUGCCUGUUCCCCCGGACACGGAGCUGAUCAAGAUGGAGGACGUGGACGCGCCAGGCGUGGUGCGUAAAGUGGCCAUCCGCCGCGUGGCCUCACUGGCCAGCCAUGAGUCCGAGGAGGAGGAGGGCUCAGGGUGUGAGGCUGAGGAGCAGGGAGCUGUGGCGCCCGCCCGGGAGGAGGCAGCACCAGCUGCACAGCCGGCCCAGCUGUCUGGCAUGGACAAAGUCUACAGUCUGCUGACUCGCGCCAAGGUGCAGCUCUUCAAAAUCGACCAGCAGCAGCUGCUCAGAUUGGCCCCGCCAUCACCCAGCGUCAAAUCGGAGGAGAGUGCAGAGGCUGUGCCAGGGGAGGCUGAGCCGGAGCUGGCCAGCACGGACAGGAAUGAGACCAGGAAACUGGGCCAGGAGUCCCCAGUGCAGGGUCCCCGGAUCAAGCACGUGUGCCGGCAUGCGGCGGUGGCGCUGGGCCAGUCACGUGCCAUGGUGCCCGAGGACGUGCCCCGCCUGAGCGCCCUGCCCCUGCGCGAGCGGGAGGAGAUCGCUGCCUCGCCGGCCGCCGAGGAGACCUCCUCGGCCUCAGAGAGUGAGGGCGGGCGAGCACGACGGGGGAAGGUGGAGCCAGUGGCAGUGAAAGCCCCGCCCCCCGUGCGCCGCCCCACCCCCCACCACCAUCACUCAGGCAAGAAGAACCGCAUGACCCGCUGCGGCAAGUGCAAGGGCUGCCUGAAGCUGCAGGACUGUGGGACCUGCGUCAACUGUCUGGACAAGCCCAAGUUCGGGGGACCCAACACCAAGAAACAGUGCUGUGUGUACCGCAAGUGCGAUAAGAUUGAGGCACGCAAGAUGGAGCGGCUCUCCAAGAAAGGUCGCACGGUGGUGAAGCCGGUGAUGGCGCGGGACUCGGAGGACUCACAGGAGGAAUUCCCGGCACCCUGGGAGCUGAUGCUGGGGGCGACGGAGACAGCAGAGCAGGAGGCCCUGCUGCAGCGCAAGUCAGCCCGGCGCUGUGUCAAGCAGAGACCCUCCUAUGACAUCUUUGAGUCCACGGACGACUCGGAUGCCGAGCCCCGGCCCGGCUCUGCCACGCCCCGCAGGAAGCCCUCCCGCGACUCGGACCUGCUCCCCAUGGAGGCGGAGGAGCAGAGCCGGCCACGGAGAACGCCGCUGCAGCCUGUCGUGCAGCUCAAGGCAAGGAGGAGGCUGGAGAAGGACACACUCUCCUCUGGCUCAUUCCCUUCCUUCCCCAACGGCUGGAACGGGAAGCAGAAAUCCACUGACGGCGUCCACCGGCUGCGCGUUGACUUCAAGGAGGACUGUGACUUGGAGAAUGUGUGGCUGAUGGGGGGGCUCAGCAUCCUGACCUCCGUGCCUGUCACUGCCCAGCUCAUGUGCCUGCUCUGCGCCAGCAAGGGCUUCCACGAGCUGGUGUUCUGCCAGGUUUGCUGCGACCCCUUCCACGUGUUCUGCCUGGAGGAGGACGAGCAGCCGCAGCGGGAGCAGGAGGAGAAUUGGUGCUGUCGCCGCUGCAAAUUCUGCCAUGUGUGCGGGCGCAAGAACAAGGUCUCCAAGCCACUGCUGGAGUGUGAGCGCUGCCGCAACUGCUACCACCCAGCCUGCCUGGGCCCCAACUACCCGAGCAAGCCCAUCCGCAAGAAGCGGGGCUGGAUCUGCUCUGCCUGCAUCCGCUGCAAGAGCUGUGGGGCUGCCCCAGGGAAGAACUGGGACACGGAGUGGUCCCAUGAUUACAGCCUCUGCCCCCCCUGCUCCCUGCUCUAUGACAAAGGUAACUACUGCCCCAUCUGCUCUCACUGCUACGAGGACAACGACUACGAGAGCAAGAUGAUGCAAUGCGCUAAGUGCGAGCACUGGGUUCACGCCAAAUGCGAGGGGCUCUCAGACGAGGACUAUGAGAUCUUGUCCAGCCUGCCAGAGAGCGUGGUCUACACCUGCCGGCCCUGCUCUGGCAGCGACAAGGCCAAGUGGCGGGACGUCCUCACCUCGGAGCUGCGCAAGGGGCUGCGCAAUGUGCUGCAGGGGAUGCUGGCCUCCCAGCACGCCGAGCCCCUGCUGCAGUGUGCCCAGUGCUGCCCAGACGACGGCGUGAAGGUGCACCGGCGGCCCUGCAACCUGCGCACCGUCAGCAAGCUCUUCGAACAGGGCCACUACAGCUCCGUGCACGCGUUCAGCGAGGACGUGGUGGGCAUCCUGCUGCAGCACCUGGAGGAGCGUGAGGGCCUCGAGGAGGAGCAGGGGGCUCCCUCCGUCAAGGCGCUCUACAUUGAGCUCAUGGCGCGCUCAUUCAGCUGGUUCAAUGCACAGGACGCCAAGUGCUGGCAGCGGCGCAGCUGCCUCCCCAAUGGCAUGCUGCCCGACGCCGUGCUGCCCCCCUCCUCCGAUCACAUGUAUGCACAGUGGCGCCGGCCCGAGGAGCCCAGUGCCACCGAGAACGGCCAGCUGGCACCCGGAGCCAUGGGCACCAGGCCUCUCUCCUACCCCCACACCCCCUCCGUGCCAUCGGGUCUCCGCCCCCAGCAGCUCUCACCCCCUCUCCCUGCAGGUGGGAAGGGCCAGGAGGUGGUGCUGGCGAAGCAGGGGCUGGGCAGCGGUGCUGAGGACAAGCGUCAGUGCGCCCUGUGCCUUCAGUACGGGGACGCCCCCUCCAAGGAUGCGGGGCGGCUCCUGUACAUCGGCCAGAACGAGUGGACCCAUGUCAACUGCGCCAUCUGGUCGGCCGAGGUCUUUGAGGAGAACGACGGGUCCCUGAAGAACGUGCACGCCGCCGUGGUGCGGGGGCGCCAGAUGCGCUGCGAGCACUGCCAGCGCACUGGCGCCACGGUGGGCUGCUGCCUGUCGGCCUGUCUCAGCAAUUACCACUUCAUGUGCGCCCGCCUGCGCUGCUGCACCUUCCAGGAGGACAAGAAGGUUUUCUGCCAGAAGCACACGGACCUGCUGGAUGGGACGGAGAUCGUCACCGAGGACGGGUUCGACGUGCUGCGCCGGGUCUAUGUGGACUUUGAGGGCAUCAGCUUCAAGAGGAAAUUCAUGGUUGGCCUCGAACCCGACACUGUCAACAUGAUGAUCGGUUCCAUCAAGAUUGACAGUCUGGGGCUGCUGACGGACCUGUCGGAGUGCGAGGGACGUCUCUUCCCUGUUGGCUACCAGUGUACCCGGCUGUACUGGAGCACGGUAGAUGCCCGGAGGCGCUGCUGGUACAAGUGCCGAAUCCUGGAGUGCCGGCCCCAGCUGAGCCAGAAGGAGCCAGACCUGCUGGGGGGGCAGGAGGAGAACCGGACCAUCGCGCACAGUCCUGCCACAGAUGCUCACCUCGGGGACCCACACCUCCUGGGCGCAGCACCUGCCAUGCUGGCACCAGAGUGCCACUCACCUUCCCGCAACCCGGGGCCCCUGCCUCCCCCUGAGUCGGCCACCGCCUCUGUGCCCCGCUCCCUGGCUGGAGCCCGCAUCAAAGUGCCCAACUACUCGCCGACGCGCCGGCCCCUGGCCGGGGUCUCCUCCCGGCCGCUGCCGUCACCCAGCAGCACGUCGUCCAUGGCCCAUCACAUCCUGACAGUGGGUGACCCGGACUUCACACCACUGCGCCGCCCCCGGCGCCACAGCCCCCUCUCACCGCGCCCGCCCCCCCGCCGGGCCCCCUCCCCCCCACGCCCCGCCAGGACUCGGCCGCUGGGCCCCAUCUCUCUCAGGGCAGGAGCCGCUCCCCCAGGGAGCAGCCCGCAGCACCCGCCUACCUCAGCCAGGCCCGGCCCACCUACCUCCCCCCCGGCGCUGCCCCCCGAACUGGCCUUCGACGAGCUCAAUGUCUCGGACCUGGAGUUCGACGACAGCCUGCUGGACGAGACCUUCCACGAGGGGGGCGAGGGGCGGGGGCCCUGCUCCUCGCCUGGCCUGCCCCUGGCCGGCCCCAGCGACGAAGACGAGGAGGAGGAAGGGGCCGGGGGCACCGGGCGCUACUUCCACUUCCCCCGCAGAGUGGUGACACGGGAGUUGGACCUGGCGCCGUUCCCACUGGACCUGCCGCUGCCCCACAUCGACCAGCUGGAUGGGGUGGAUGAUGGGGAGGGCGAGGGGCGGGGUGCCAAUGGCAAGCGGGUGGAGCCAGGGGCGGAGCAGGGGUCGGCCGGCCCUGCCCCCCCACCUGAGGACCUGCCCUCAGAGAUCGUGGACUUUGUGCUGAAGAACCUGGGUGAGGGCAAGGCCCCGGAGCCCAGCGUGAAUGGCAGCGAGGCAGGCCCCGCGCCUGAGCCGGCCCGUGCCUUGGGCUGGGUGCCAGGCAGCCCGGGCGUCCGGGUGCUGGGCCCCGAGGCCCCUGCCCCCCCCAAGCCUGGCUCCAAGGUCAUUCUGGUCAACAAGCUGGGACAGGUGUUUGUCAAGAUGCAGGGUGGGGAGGAGGCGCCGGCGGGGGGCGGCCUGGAGGGGCCGGGCGCCCCUGCCAAGCCAGGCCCAGCUCUGCCCCCGCAACCCGCAGCCAGCCUGGGCACAGUGAUCUUCCGUGCCGCGGCCCCGCUCGGCGUGGCCAGGAGCCCAGUGCCCACCUGGACCAUCCGAGCGCCGGUUCUCAGCAUGGUGCCCAUGGUGAAUGUGCUGCAGCCGUCAGGUGCUGGGGGGCAGCUCACCCUGGGCCCCUCGGCCCUGGUCACGCCCUCGCUGGGACUGUCUCAGCCCUGUCUGCUGCAGCGCCUGGCCCUCAACUCAGGUCUGCUCCACCUGCCUGUCCCCCCGCCCCAGCCGCACCCCCACCAGUUCCCCAGCAGUGCCAAGAGGGUUUCUGCUGUCGCUGGUGCCCCCCCCAAGAGGCCCAAGCUGGAGGAAGAUGAGGAGCCGCUGCCCCCUGCGUCGCCAGCUGGUGCCCCCGACAGCCAGAGCAGGAACGGCUUCGCCAGCCCCCCGCAGGGCCCUGGGCCCGGCCGGGUGCGGAUGAAGACUCCCUCGGUGAAGAGCGUCCUGGAGCUGGUGGCGCGGAAGGAGCAGGCGGAGCUGAGCGAUGGGGGCAGCACAGGGUCACCCUCAGAUCCCUCCCUGGCCCCGGAGUGCAGCCCCCGCAUGCCGGAUCCCAGCCUGGAGCCUCUGCCGGAGCCCACGUGGCAUCGCUACACAGGGGAGCUGUCGAGCUCUGAUGAGGACACCCUGUACUGCGAGGAUAAGGAGAACGAGGUGCCACCCAAGAGCCAGCCGCACCUACGUUUUGAGAUCAGCAGCGAGGAUGGGCUCAGCGUGCAGGCGGACAGUAUCGAUGGUGCCUGGAAGGCUGUGAUUGAGAAAGUGCAGGAGGCACGAGCCAACGCCCGCCUCAAGCACCUGUCAUUUGCUGGCAUGAAUGGGGUGCGUCUGCUGGGCAUGCACCACGAUGCCGUCACCUUCCUGGUGGAGCAGCUGCACGGAGCCAAGUCCUGCCACAAGUACAAGUUCCGCUACCACCAGCAUGAGGAGGAGGAGGAACCGCUGCCCCUGAACCCCAGUGGCUGCGCCCGUGCCGAGGUCUACGUCAGGAAAUGCACCUUUGACAUGUUCAACUUCCUGGCGUCGCAGCACCGCACACUGCCCGAGGGCGGCACCUAUGAUGAGGAGGAGGAUGAGGUGCAGCUGAAAUCCACCAGACGAGCCACCAGCCUGGAGCUGCCCAUGGCCAUGCGCUUCCGGCACCUCAAGAGAACCUCCAAGGAGGCUGUGGGCGUGUACAGGUCGGCCAUCCACGGGCGCGGGCUGUUCUGCAAACGCACCAUCGAUGCGGGCGAGAUGGUCAUCGAGUACUCGGGCAUCGUCAUCCGCUCAGUGCUGACCGACAAGCGCGAGAAGUACUACGAUGGCAAGGGCAUCGGCUGCUACAUGUUCCGCAUUGACGACUUCGACGUGGUGGACGCCACGAUGCACGGCAACGCCGCCCGCUUCAUCAACCACUCGUGCGAGCCCAACUGCUACUCGCGCGUCAUUCACGUGGAGGGGCAGAAGCACAUCGUGAUCUUCGCCCUGCGGCGCAUCUUCCGCGGCGAGGAGCUCACCUACGACUACAAGUUCCCCAUCGAGGACGCUGGCUCCAAGCUGCCCUGCAACUGCGGGGCCAAGCGCUGCCGCCGGUUCCUCAACUAGCGCCCACUGCUCUACCUGGGGCGCCCACCUUGGGGAGCUGGGCUCAGCCCCCUCCAGAGCCCCCUGAUUUCCUGCUACCUCCCCCCCAUCCUCCCCUCUGCCAGGCCCCCAGCAGCCCAGUGCUGGGCUUUUGUGGGGCCAGGGAGCCCAGCUGCUCAAUCCCCCAGACACUGGCCUGGGGAGGAAGGGCCCCUAGCGUCGGUGCUGGGGGCAGGGCCCGGUGCCCUAGACUCCUCCGCUGUGAUCUCCCCCUUCCCCCCCCAACCCCUGGUUCCAGGGCAGCUUGUGGCUCCUGCCCCUUUCCUGGGCGGGGAGGAGCAAGACUUGACUUGGGGCAGGCCCCUUGGGGAACAGGGUCUUGCCCCUUUUUCAGAGCCCCCCAUGUGGGCUGGGCUAGUGGGGUUUGAGCACGACCCCCCUGCUGAGCUGCACUAGCAGAGGCACGAGGUGUGUGUGUGUGUAUGUGGGGGGGGGGGUGAGUUUGCCCAGCCCCCACCUCCUGAGUCUGGACUCCCAGCUCCGGCCUGGGGGCUGCUUUCCUUUUUGUAUGGGGAGGGUAUGAGUGGGGGGCGGGGGGCCAGGGCAGGCCCCCCUGCGGCCCCCCAACCCUGUAGAUAUUUGUACAGAUGUUUCUAAACCUGUUUAUUUUCUAUGCACUUUUUUAUUUAAAGCGGUGAGUCGGCCCUGUGCCCCCCGGCCCCGCCCCGUUGGUAUAAUUUUAAAUAAAAGGCCAUUUUCACA
This is a messenger RNA of Mauremys reevesii (Reeves's turtle), 8773 nucleotides long. RefSeq names its product lysine methyltransferase 2B (gene KMT2B). Gene Ontology annotation, cellular component: histone methyltransferase complex; nucleus. Lineage: Eukaryota; Metazoa; Chordata; Testudines; Geoemydidae. Gene Ontology annotation, biological process: positive regulation of DNA-templated transcription. The transcript is spliced from 37 exons. The record is from RefSeq and is a predicted model, not a curated record. Gene Ontology annotation, molecular function: protein binding; zinc ion binding; DNA binding. Bases 350 to 8032 code for a protein of 2560 amino acids.